AGAAUAGUACAGACCACACUAUACCUACUCUGUCUAUGCGCCGCCGGAGCCAUCGUCGGCAUCUACGGCUACUUCCUCUCAUACCUCACGCAGCACAAACUCCCUAUCUCUGCUUCAUCAAAAGCUAUCGAAGGAAUCUCAAGCGCUGCCGUUCUCUACACCUUGAUCAACGCAAUCUCGACUUGUUUUCUUGGCGGCCAUCCUGUACUCGCUAUAAUCAGCUUUAUCCUGGAUACAUGCUUCGCUGGGGGUUUCAUAGCUAUUGCUGUUUUGACUCGACGGAGUGUUUCCUCUUGCAGUGGAUAUCUGCAUACGCCUCUGGGAAGUGGGGUUUCCUAUAGCACACCUCCUAGCAGACAAGACCGAGCAGGUAGAGUGCCGUACUUGUGGUUCGUCUGCAGUCUAGACAAAGCGGGUUUUGCGGUCUCGAUUGUUGGUAUUGUUAUUUUGGUUACCACGGCUAUCAUGCAGCUCCUACGCUUCAGA
Molecule: messenger RNA, 486 nt
Organism: Aureobasidium namibiae CBS 147.97
Lineage: Eukaryota; Fungi; Ascomycota; Dothideomycetes; Dothideales; Saccotheciaceae
Exons: 1
Source: RefSeq, a predicted model, not a curated record